CUCCUCCUCCGAGCAGCAAACUUCCCCGCACGUGCGCGCGGGCGGCGCCGGCAUCAUGCAGUCCUGCGCCCAGUGGUGGGGGCGGCUCGUCAGCCGGGGGGCCGGUCUGCACGGGGCCCCCGGCGGCGCCCUGCGGGGCAAGAAGCCGGCAGGCCGGCCGGCGCGCCGCGAGCAGCAGAGACCGGCCGGCGCGAGGCAGAGCAGCGGGAGCGCCGUCGCCGCAGGGAGCGCCGCCGCCGAGCGCACCUCGAGGCACAUCGAGCGCCUCCUGCCCAGGCACGACGACUUCUCCGAGCGGCACAUCGGCCCCGGGGACAAAGAGAAGCGCGAGAUGCUGCAGACCGUGGGUCUGUCGAGCAUUGAUGAGUUGAUCGAUAAAACAAUUCCUGCUAAUAUUCGCCUGCAACGGCCUCUGAAGAUGGAUGACCAUAUUUGUGAAAAUGAAAUUCUUGAAACUUUGCACAACAUUGCCAGCAAGAACAAGAUCUGGAGGUCCUAUAUCGGCAUGGGUUAUUACAACUGUUCAGUCCCUCAGACCAUUUUGAGGAAUUUGCUGGAGAAUGCAGGAUGGGUUACUCAGUAUACUCCAUACCAGCCAGAAGUGUCGCAAGGCAGGCUGGAGAGUUUGUUAAAUUAUCAGACCAUGGUGUGCGACAUCACAGGAAUGGAUGUGGCCAACGCCUCUUUACUGGAUGAAGGAACUGCUGCAGCAGAAGCCAUGCAGUUGUGUCACAGGCAUAAUAAACGGAGAAAGUUUUAUGUAGACGUCAGAUGCCAUCCUCAGACGGUUGCGGUGGUGCAGACUAGAGCAAAUUACACUGGCAUCUCUGUUGAGUUGAAGCUGCCUCAUGAGAUGGACUUCAGUGGUAAAAAUGUCAGUGGAGUAUUGUUCCAAUACCCAGAUACGGAAGGAAGCAUAGAAGACUUCACUGGAUUGGUUGAGCGAGCCCAUCAGAAUGGGACCCUUGUCUGCUGUGCUACAGACCUGCUGGCUCUGUGCAUCUUGAGACCUCCAGGAGAGUUCGGUGUCGACAUUGCUCUGGGGAGCUCCCAGAGGUUCGGUGUGCCUCUUUGUUACGGGGGGCCACAUGCCGCCUUUUUUGCUGUCAGGGAGAAUCUGGUGCGAAUGAUGCCCGGAAGGAUGGUGGGAGUCACACGGGAUGCUAAUGGAAAAGAAGUCUAUCGCCUCGCCUUACAAACGAGAGAACAGCAUAUCAGGAGGGAUAAAGCUACAAGCAACAUCUGCACUGCCCAGGCUCUUCUAGCUAACAUGGCUGCCAUGUUUGCGGUCUAUCAUGGUGCCAAUGGAUUAAAGCACAUUGCCAGGAGGGUACAUAAUGCCACUCUCAUCUUAGCUGAAGGUCUGAAGAGAGCUGGUCAUAAACUCCAACAUGACCUAUUUUUUGAUACCUUGAAAAUCCAGUGUGGGUGUGAUGUCCAAGAAGUCUUGCAGAGGGCUGCUCAAAGGCAGAUAAACCUGCGAAUUUACAGUGAUGGCACACUUGGAGUAUCUCUUGAUGAAACUGUAACUGAGAAAGACCUAGAUGACCUCUUAUGGAUCUUUGGUUGUGAAUCUUCAGCAGAACUGGUUGCAGAGGGCAUGGGUGAAGAAACAAGAGGCAUUUUUGCUACUGCAUUUAAGAGAACUUCAAAAUUUCUAACACAUCAAGUAUUCAACAGUUAUCACUCUGAAACGAAUAUUGUCCGGUAUAUGAAAAGAUUAGAAAACAAAGAUAUUUCCCUCGUUCACAGCAUGAUUCCUUUGGGAUCCUGCACAAUGAAGCUGAAUAGUUCAUCGGAACUUGCACCAAUUACGUGGAAGGAAUUUGCCAACAUCCACCCUUUUGUGCCUCUGGAUCAAGCUCAGGGGUACCAGCGGCUUUUCAAGGAGCUUGAGAAGGAUCUGUGUGAGAUCACAGGCUAUGACAAAAUUUCAUUUCAACCAAACAGUGGAGCUCAAGGCGAAUACGCAGGACUGGCUGCAGUCAAGGCUUAUUUAAAUGCAAAAGGAGAAUGCCAGCGAACUGUUUGUCUCAUCCCUAAGUCUGCACAUGGUACCAACCCGGCAAGUGCUCAGAUGGCAGGACUGAAGAUUCAGCCAGUGGAAGUGGAUAAAAACGGAAGCAUUGAUAUUGCUCAUCUUAAGGCAAUGGUGGAUAAGCACAAGGAAAAGCUAGCAGCUAUCAUGAUCACAUACCCAUCCACUAACGGCGUUUUUGAAGAGGACAUCAGUGAUGUGUGUGACUUGAUUCACAAACAUGGAGGCCAGGUGUACCUAGAUGGAGCAAAUAUGAACGCCCAGGUUGGCCUGUGCCGCCCCGGAGACUAUGGCUCAGAUGUUUCCCAUUUAAAUCUUCACAAAACCUUCUGCAUUCCUCAUGGUGGAGGAGGACCUGGAAUGGGACCAAUUGGAGUGAAGAAGCAUUUGGCCCCCUUCCUGCCUAACCAUCCUGUCAUUGCUCUGCAGCAGGAUGAGGGCUCCAACCCAUUAGGUACCAUCAGUGCUGCCCCUUGGGGAUCCAGUGCCAUUUUGCCUAUUUCCUGGGCUUACAUCAAGAUGAUGGGAGGAAAAGGCCUUAAGCAUGCCUCUGAAAUGGCAAUAUUAAAUGCUAACUACAUGGCAAAGAGGUUAGAGAAGCACUACAAAAUCCUCUUUAGAGGAGCCAGAGGGUACAUAGCUCAUGAAUUCAUUUUGGAUACGCGGCCUUUCAAGAAAACGGCAAAUAUUGAAGCUGUGGAUGUUGCAAAGCGGCUUCAGGAUUAUGGUUUCCAUGCUCCAACGAUGUCCUGGCCAGUGGCAGGGACACUGAUGAUUGAACCGACCGAGUCUGAAGACAAGGCAGAACUGGACAGAUUCUGUGAUGCAAUGAUCAACAUUCGACAAGAGAUUGCUGAUAUCGAGGAAGGGAGAAUGGAUGCUAGAAUCAACCCAUUAAAGAUGUCACCACACACCCUGACCUGCAUUUCAGCUCCAAACUGGGAUCGACCAUACUCCAGAGAAGUUGCGGUAUUUCCAAUAUCUUUUGUCAAACCUGAAAAUAAAUUCUGGCCGACCAUUGCCAGAAUUGACGACAUCUACGGAGAUCAGCACCUGGUUUGUACCUGCCCACCCAUGGAAGUCUACGAGUCGCCUUUUGCUGAACAGAAGAGGGCUUCAUCUUAGGACCAGCCUCUCCACAAAUUAUCUGCUUCUUUUGGGAUGCCUGGGCUCCAUCUCCCCAGCUAUAUUUAACUUCAUGAAAAUGGAUGGGCAUUUUUGGCCCAGGGAGCAAACUUUAUAUACAGUGUAUAUUUUUUGUAAUCUUCACAAUUAAAUUCCUGUACAGCUACAUGUAAAUAUACUUGCAUUAGGUGGAAACAAACUGACAGUGCGGUGCCUCCAUUUCCACUGCAGUCCAUGCCGGAGGCCUUGAUUUUGCACUCUUUUCUAUCCUGAACCAAGGCUGCUUUUCUGUGAUUAUGGCUUGAGAGCGCCAUCUGAUCUGGCUGCCCAUAAUGCGCCCAACUCAGAGGACUCUGGGCAUCCGGAGGAAGGGUGGGCAGAAGGACAGAAGCAAAACCGGCAGUGGGCUGAUUUUGGCAGGCUUUUGCCCCUCUUUGCAAAGAGAGGCUGAGGCACUGCCUCACUCCCUCCACCCCUACCAGAGUACAGCUGGCGAGGAAAGAAGAGCACCAGCUGCAGGCAGAGGAAGGGUGCGCCGGAGUCCAGUGCCCAGCUCUGGCCCUGGCACACGCUCCCGAGGCUGGAGUGGGAGCUGUGGCCUGUGGCGGUGCUGCUGGUAGAACGGCCCCUGCAAAGAUGCCGUUGCAUGAAGUAAGCUAUGCUCCUCGAUGUGCUCUAUGCUGCAGAGCGGCCUCCAUGCACAGUCUUACUCCUGCUGAGGCUCAGGCUGCUGGGAGACUAAGCGUAGUUACGAUUCACUUUGUAUAAACUGGAGAGGCCACAAUCAGCAUAGCUGGGUAAGUUAAGUGAAAUAAAGUCAAGCCGCUUCAGUAUGCACCUCAUCCCAUAUUGGAUUGUGGCAGUAGACUUAACGUUUAGAUUAAUUCCGCUUAUGUGUAUUACCACAACUGCUAAUCAUAUUAUUAAGUAUUUUCCCUUUUUUAAACUCCUAAUGUUAGUAUUCUAAUAAAAAACUAGUAGACUUGGAA
Messenger RNA from Varanus komodoensis (Komodo dragon), 4152 nucleotides. RefSeq names its product glycine decarboxylase (gene GLDC). The record is from RefSeq and is a predicted model, not a curated record. Lineage: Eukaryota; Metazoa; Chordata; Lepidosauria; Squamata; Varanidae. Gene Ontology annotation, biological process: glycine decarboxylation via glycine cleavage system. Gene Ontology annotation, molecular function: glycine binding; pyridoxal phosphate binding; lyase activity. Gene Ontology annotation, cellular component: glycine cleavage complex; mitochondrion. The transcript is spliced from 25 exons. Bases 56 to 3163 code for a protein of 1035 amino acids.